UGUCAGCCCGGCGGGGCGGUCGCGGCCGGGGGCUCUGGCCGCCGCCAUGGGGGAGCUGCCGGCCUCCCUGCCGGCCUCGCACUGAGCGGGUUUGAAAGAAGGAAGCUUUACUGAAAGUUCAGCCAGAUGAUUGUGGUGUAGGUUGGCAGAUUUUGGCUCUUGUCCUGGAAAAUAGUCUGCACAGAUUUCCAAGGGAAUAGAAUGGAGGAAUCUACAUCAGAAAUGCAAAGCACAAAGGAGCCAGUCAGUCUGACAGAUGAUGCCUCUUCCAGGUCCCCAGAUAAUGAGAAGACUGAUAAAACAUCUGGAAUGAAGGAUUGCUCAAGCAUCAGUUGUACUGCAGAUGAUGCUGGUGUCUUGGAAAGGGAAUCGAGGUUGUUGCCCUUGGACCAGGGUUCAGCAGUUACUGGCAUGAGCAACAAUGGGGCCCUGGCAGAAGGACAGGAGCAGCAGAGUGGAGAGGCAGGCUACUGUGCCAAUACCUUCUCUGAAAGAAAGAUAGAAGGCUCCACAAAACCAGAACAUAUAUCUAUUGCAGAAUUUGAACAACGGGAUCAAAAAACUAAUCAGACAGAACAAUCAUUAAUGGAAAUACUACAGGAGCUAAGGGAGGAGUCUGACUUUGUGAAAAAACCUAGUGAUAAAAUCUAUUCAGAGAGCCCUUACGACACAGACUGCACAAAGAAGCUAAUUUCUACAAUACAUCAGACUUCCUCACAAGAGGAUUUGCUAAAGGAAAUAGAGUCUGAACUCUUAACUACAGAUUUUUCAAAGGAACGAGAAUUCCCGAAUGGCGUGCGGAAAGGUGAACAUGCCUUGGCCGUGUUUGAAAAAUGUGUGCAAGAUAAAUACCUGGAGCAAGAACAAACCAUCAAAAAAUUGAUUAAAGAAAAUAAAAAACAUCAGGAACUGAUUUUGGACAUUUGCUCAGAAAAGGACAAUUUAAAAGAUGAACUGAAAAAACGAACAGAAACAGAAAAGCAGCACCUCAACAUUAUUAAACAGCUGGAAGCAAGAAUGGAAGAGCUUAAUAAAGAAGUGAAAGCUAGUAAAGACAAACUUUUAACUCAAGAUGCAGCAGCCAAAAAUGCUAUUCAGCAGUUGCAUAAAGAGAUGGCAUUUCGAAUGGAACAGGCAAACAAGAAAUGUGAAGAAGCACGCCAUGAAAAGGAAACGAUGGUGAUGAAAUACGUCCGCGGGGAGAAGGAGUCACUUGACCUCCGAAAGGAAAAGGAGAUACUUGAGAGAAGAGUGAGAGAUGCAAACAAAGAAAUUGAAAAGCAUACUAACAAAAUCAAACAGCUUUCUCAGGAAAAAGGAAGAUUGCACCAGCUCUAUGAAACUAAGGAUGGUGAAGCCACUCGCCUCAACAGAGAAAUAGAGAAAUUGAAAGAAGAAAUCAAUUCUCAUAUUAUCAAAGUAAAAUGGGCUCAGAACAAAUUGAAAACUGAAAUGGAUUCACACAAGGAAACCAAAGAACGCCUCAAAGAUGCAACAACCAAGUUAACUGAAGCAAAAGAAGAAGCAGACCAGAUAAAGAAAAACUGUCAAGAAAUGAUAAAAUCCUAUCAAGAGUCAGAAGAAAUUAAAUCAAAUGAAUUGGAUGCGAAACUCCGAGUAACUAAAGGAGAACUGGAGAAACAAAUUCAGGAGAAGUCUGAUCACCUGGAGGUGCAUCAUGCAAAAAUAAAAGAACUGGAAGACUUGAAGAGAACAUUUAAAGAAGGAAUGGAUGAGCUUCGAACACUGAGAACGAAGGUAAAGUGUCUAGAGGAUGAACGUUUAAGAACAGAAGAUGAAUUAUCCAAGUAUAAAGAAAUUAUUAACAGACAGAAAACUGAAAUUCAGAAUUUACUGGACAGAGUCAAAACUGUAGAUCGUCUGCAGGAUCAACAUCAGAGGGAUGAACAAGAAAUUAGUGCUUUAAAGGAAGAAGUAGAUGGUUUCAAUUCUCUAAUUGCUGAUCUCCAAAAGGACAUUGAAGGUAGUCGGAAAAGAGAAUCUGAGCUAUUGAUAUUCACUGAAAAAUUAACCAGUAAGAAUGCACAGCUUCAGUCUGAAAACAAUUCCUUACAGAGCCAGUUGGAUAAGCUUUCUUACAGUGAAAGAGAGCUGCAGAAUCAGCUGGAAUGUGUUCAGCAGACUAAAGAUGAUCUGGCCACCAAGUUGCAGAAGGAGGAGGAUCAGCGAAAGCUGGAGGUUGAGACCCUACAGGCCCAGGUAGCUUCAGAGCAGAAAGAACUGACAGCACUGAAGACCCACGUAGAUGAACUGAAAGAUGAGCUGGCUACCCAGAAGCGCAAGCAGGCAGCAAACCUGAAGGAUCUCUCAAAACAACUUCAGCUAGCACGGAGGAAAUUGGAUCAGAUGGAAAAUGGUAAUUAUGACAAAGAAGUCAGCAGCAUGGGGAGCCGUUCCAGUUCAUCAGGGUCCCUCAACGCGCGCAGCAGCAAUGAGGAUCGGUCACCUGAGAACACAGGAUCUUCAGCAGCUGUGGAUAGCUUCCCAGAGGUGGACAAGUCUGUCUUGAUUGAGCGAAUCCUAAGGCUACAGAAGGCACAUGCUCGAAAAAAUGAAAAGAUGGAGUUUAUGGAGGAUCACAUUAAGCAACUGGUGGAAGAAAUCAGGAAAAAAACAAAAAUUAUUCAGAGUUACAUUUUGCGGGAAGAAGCUGGAACACUAUCAUCAGAGGCCUCUGACUUCAACAAAGUACACUUGAGUAGACGGGGUGGGAUUAUGGCAUCUCUGUAUACAUCUCAUCCUGCAGAUAGUGGUCUCACGUUGGAACUCUCCUUAGAAAUAAACAGGAAGCUGCAGGCUGUGUUAGAAGAUACAUUACUGAAAAAUAUUACAUUGAAAGAAAACCUUCAAACUCUAGGAACAGAAAUAGAGCGGCUUAUUAAACACAAGCAUGAACUGGAACAGAGAAUAAAGCAGACAUAACUAAAACUUUUAUGGAAUAACCAAUAUGAAGAAGCAGAAAAGGCAGGUGCCACAGACCACUGGUUUUUACAUUUUUCCUGAAAUUUGAUUGCCUGCCAGCACAAGCAUCUGGUAUUUCGGGUACACAGCCUUUAACCUGAAAGGCUUACUUGUGGGAGGGUUGGACAUCAACAUGGUUCUGUCUACCCAACACCAGCCUGAGGUGUUUCUGAAUUUUACUACAUGCUACAUUUAUCUAAAACUUGUAUUUGAAAUGAUGUACAGAUGCUUUGAAAUACAUACUGUGUUUUGAAUGAGUUGCAGUGAGGCUGCACUGCAUAAUUAAUCAGUCUCUUAAUGAUGAAGCUUGAAGAAAAAUAAAACCAAUUAUGUCUUAGUUGCUGUUGAACGUAUCCAGUGUUACUGAGCUUUAAGGGCUUUCAGACAUUAUUUCCUUUUGCAUAUUAUUUGUGAUAUUCAGGUUGACACAGCUAUUGGCUUCUAAGUGGUGGCCAUAAUAAUGCAUAUUUUCUGUUCUAGGUUAUCAUUCAACUAGUCAGUUUCUUUGUUGAAAAGAAGUGAAACAGCUGUAAAACUAAGGGAUUAAGGAGCUUUCUGAUUCAGUGGUUGAGUAUGCAUAAUUGAAACAAAAAUAAAUUUGACAAAUCCUUGAUAUUUAGACAUGGAUCUAAAGAAUUCUGGUAUCAGAUAAUUGGUUAAUAAAGUUCUCUGGCCUUGUGCAUAACUAACAGCUUUUAAAAAGUAGGAGUUUUAACUGGCCAUUGUUAUGUUGUACAGGUACACAUUGUGAUUACAUUGGUUUUGAGAGGAUAAAAAAAUCUGUUUUCUAAGAUGAAUGGAAGCUAAAUUAUUGAGAUAACAGUGGGUAGACCAGUUAGUGGAAAUAAUUAUAAGAAAUGGGAAAUAUGUCUAGAUCGGAUUUUAGUCUAUUGGUUGGACUGUGAAAGUAACACAGAAAUCUGUGUGACUCCUUAAUUUUACUGGUGUGAAGAGUAAGUUGGUCAAAAUGGCAUCAGCUGAAAACUGCUACUUAGCCUUUCAGUGGCUGAGAGGGUGAUGGAGGAGGAAUAUCAAGGUGACAAGAUUCUGGUUAGUUACAACAUCACAUCCACAUUUUAAUUUCAGGAUAAGUAAUUUACAGGAUCUAAAAUAUCUAUAUUCCAGCAGUAAAUGCAUAGCUCUCUGUAUUUAUUGCCUUUUGACCAAAAUGGAUUGAACAGUUCAUGGUGUAAAUAUAUACUUUUGGUCUUUUAUUAAAUACUUGAACUUCCUAUUAUAAUGAAAAAAUAUUCAAUGUACAUUUACAAUAGCAAUGUUUUAGCUAUUUUAAUUAGGAUACUUGGGGGGCCGAGGGGAGGGAAAUAAUCUGUUUUACUGCAGGCACCAUUUGCUGCAUCAUGGACAAAACAAGGGGCCUGAAUCUGGCAGCACAGGGAAGGAUAAUGUGUCAAAGGAUCUAGGUGACUUAGGGUACUCCAUUUUCAGGUGCCACUGAGUCCCUGGAGCUUUGGAGUAGUUCAGUUCGAGACAGUCUUUGUUUUUGCUUUAAUAAUAGGCAUCUGAAAGUUCUUGUGGGAUCAAGACCUGAUUUGUGGUCCAGAGAGCUUCAGAAGUCUUGGAUGGCAGGUCCCUUCAGUGUCAAAGGUUUAAGUAUUUCCUUACAAAGGGUGGGUGGAAGCAAAUUAUUUAAAACCUCACUGCGCAUUGUAGAAACUGUGAGCCUUUAGUCUGGGUGGGGUUUUAUACAUAUAUUUUUGUAAUUCCUGAGAGCAAUGGUUAUCUAAAGUGUUAGGGAAUUUGGACCAGUCCAGCCAUGGGGCUACCUCUGCUUUACUGUUAAGUGAUGUGAAGAGGAAAAUACCUGGCUCUGCUGAAACAAAUUUGUCACCAGCUUCCAGGAAGUGAACAGGCAGUUGUUCUGGACUGAACUAGAUCUUCUGCUGAAAGAAAGUAUUUAGAACUAUUUGCAUGUCAAAACAUAGCUUUAGCUCUUGUAUGUUUGUGUUUUCAUGCUUUAAUGUACCAGGUCUCUGGAUAUUUUCAGGCAUUCUGCUGAAUGACUCCAGUAUUUUAGAUACUAUGUUAAUAUUGUAAUCAUUUAAUGUACAUUCUCCAGGUGUACAAUGUGAAUGAAGGAGAGGUGUGGUGCAGAUGGAUUAAGUGCAAUGACCUUGUGGAAAUUCUGAUUUCUUUUUGGCAUGGUUGUUUCUCCUUUUAAGUUAUUCAAGAAACCUAGUUAGUUGUCCUCCUGCCCUGCUGGAAAUGCUGCUUCCUUUCUGUAGCACUGGUAACUUUUUAGACUUCUUUCCUUUUUUUAUGGAGACACACAAAGCAACCAAGAUACCCCAUCAGUUAUUGUGCACAGUGUUUUCACGGACCGAAGUCGUCUUCUACAGGUGUAAUUUUAAAUAUACCUGCUGGAGAUGGAAAUUUCAUUCUAGCUCACAAAUGACUAUCCAGUAAAUGCAGGUGAUGUGAUGAAUGCAUGACAGGGUCAACCAGCAACUUUGAUUUUGCUCGUUCCUGAGAGGCAGUGGUGUAUUAGCUGUAAAAUGUUACUGGCAAACCUCCUGCCUGUUGUUGUCAGGAAUGUGGUAUUGUUGGUGCAGGUGACAAGAACACUUCUGUGAAAAGGUGUGUUUCUGUGGGGUGGUUGGCACAGGUGAGCACCAGCUGGUGCAGGUGCAGGGCUUGUGUAGCAAUUGCAUCUCACUUGUUCUUGUUUUGGAAACUUUUUGUUAUGAACCUGCGAUUGAAAACUGUCCUCAGAUAAACUGAAUUUUAGAGAUAAACUGAUUUUGGAAGCAGCCUGGAGCAGUCAGCUGCUGUCAUUGAAAUUCAGUGUCCUUCAGACACGUACUUGCCACAGGCUACUUUUGAAACUUCCAGGCUUACAGCUAGUUGUGUCCUACAGGCUUAAACAUCUGUUUCUUGAAUACUCAGGGUGCUCUUUUAAUACAAACAUUGCACAUCCAGAUGUUGUUAGAGGCCCUACAGAAAGCUGCCUAUGCUUUUACACCCUCUGUAAAAUCUGUUGCUGUUGUUUAAAGCCGGACCCUCUGAACUGAAGAAUACCAUUCUAUGCUAGAGAAAUCACUGGCUUUCUGCCACACUGGCUUGUGCAAUAUUUUUUAUUUUAGUCUCCAGAAAACAGUGGAGAUCAAUUUGUUCCUCAGGCAUGGUAUCACCUUCACUGCAACACCUGCAGGAUCUCCAGCUAAUAAAACUGAAGUUACUCUCUUGAAAGAUUUUUCAUUGCGAUAUUUUGGUUCAUAACUAAAAAGUAAAAUAAUAAAAAAAUAAAAAAAAUCCAGUCGCUGGUUUCUGCUGAAUCAAACGUAAAGCUGAGUUGCCCGCAUGUUGCCAAGACUGGAAUCUAGGGAAGGGAUUCAAGAGAUGUACAAGGCCUGUCCGAGUGGGCUUCCUCCCUAUCCCUGGCAUGAAACAGCUGUGAUGGUGGAUGUCAGCAGUAGGUGGCACUCGAAAUCAGAUGAACUGUGUCUCCACAACGACCUGAAGCCUGUGGAACGGCAGACAGCUGCGUUGCAGCAGGGGGAUUUGGGUGGUAUUCCGAGUUUUUCCAAGGUGGAUGGGGGUUUUCCUUCCUAUUUUCGUGUUCUAACUGAAACUAUGUUGAAUCUUCCAAUAUAUGUUUGUAUGUUGUUUGUCUGUUGAUUUAAUUUUGUAGAUACCUGUUGCUGUAUAAAGUUUUUGAAGAUAUCACUAUACAUUAUGUAUAUAUGGUACUUUGAAAUAAUAAACAUACAAAUGUGUGA
Molecule: messenger RNA, 6719 nt
Organism: Apus apus (common swift)
Lineage: Eukaryota; Metazoa; Chordata; Aves; Apodiformes; Apodidae
Gene: CCDC186
Product: coiled-coil domain containing 186
Exons: 17
Coding region: 202-2943 (913 amino acids)
Biological process (GO): vesicle cytoskeletal trafficking
Cellular component (GO): trans-Golgi network
Molecular function (GO): small GTPase binding
Source: RefSeq, a predicted model, not a curated record